This is a messenger RNA of Acanthopagrus latus (yellowfin seabream), 2018 nucleotides long. RefSeq names its product forkhead box F1 (gene foxf1). Gene Ontology annotation, biological process: regulation of transcription by RNA polymerase II; animal organ morphogenesis. Gene Ontology annotation, molecular function: RNA polymerase II cis-regulatory region sequence-specific DNA binding; DNA-binding transcription factor activity, RNA polymerase II-specific. The record is from RefSeq and is a predicted model, not a curated record. The transcript is spliced from 2 exons. Gene Ontology annotation, cellular component: nucleus. NCBI's taxonomy places the organism in Eukaryota, Metazoa, Chordata, Actinopteri, Spariformes, Sparidae. Bases 432 to 1574 code for a protein of 380 amino acids.
CAGCCCACCACUGGAGUAGGAGGGAACUGGGCGGGUCCCAACGUUCGGAUGGCCAAGACAUCCAGCUUCCAAUGCGCUGAUGGCAACAGAUAAGUAAAAAGUGAGCUCCUCGGACGCACGACAACACACCAACUGAAGUGGAAAGCGGCUCCUGUUCUGCUCCUUAUCCCAUAUUUCGGACGCUGCGUAGCCUACGAGGCGGUUCGGCUUCAGACUGCUGCAGGACGGAACCAGACGGAAGAAGUUUGGAAAAGAGAAGUCUCGCCUUUGGUUCGCGCGUUAAGUUUACCCACUUCUCUCUCUCUCCUUUUUUUUUUUUUUUUUUUUUUCUUUUGGCCCUUUAUGUCAGCGAAUUUGUGUCCAACUUCGUAGUGUUGGGAAGGUGGAAAUCAACCAUUUUCGUGUGCCAUCUCGAAAACUCAGUCCCACCAAUGACGGCAGAGGUCCAGCAGCCCCCAGCGCAGACUCCUGCUCAGAGCAGCCCGAUGUCUGCUCCGGAGAAGCCGCACGGACAGACGGCGGUGAUGGAAACCGCCUCCUCCACUACGAAAACCAAAAAGACAAACGCAGGGAUCCGCAGACCCGAGAAGCCCCCGUAUUCAUACAUCGCGUUAAUAGUCAUGGCUAUCCAGAGCUCUCCAACCAAGCGCCUGACGCUCAGUGAAAUAUACCAGUUCCUACAGAGCCGCUUCCCGUUUUUCAGGGGCUCGUACCAGGGAUGGAAGAACUCCGUGCGUCACAACUUGUCCCUGAACGAGUGCUUCAUAAAGCUGCCCAAGGGCCUCGGCCGGCCAGGGAAGGGCCACUACUGGACUAUCGACCCGGCUAGUGAGUUUAUGUUCGAGGAGGGCUCCUUCAGAAGGAGACCCAGGGGCUUCAGGCGCAAGUGCCAGGCGCUGAAGCCCAUGUACAGCAUGAUGAACGGCCUGGGAUUCAACCACAUCCCCGAGUCCUACAACUUCCAGGGGAGCGGCGGGGGCCUGUCCUGCCCGCCCAACAGCCUGUCCCUGGACAGCGGGAUAGGGAUGAUGAACGGACACUUGGCAGGUAACAUGGAGGGGAUGGGUCUGUCCGGGCACACCAUGUCACACUUGUCGACCAACAGUGGACAUUCCUACAUGGGAAGUUGUACGGGGUCCACCGGGAGCGAUUAUGCCCACCACGACAAUUCCGCCUCCCCUCUGCUCACCAGCGGGGGAGUCAUGGAGCCUCACCCCGUCUACUCGAGCUCAGCCUCGGCGUGGGCCCCGGCCCCCUCGGCCUCGCUCAAUAACGGGGCCUCCUACAUCAAGCAGCAGCCGCUGUCUCCCUGCAAUCCAGGGGCGAACCCGCUGCAGCCGAGCCUGCCCACGCAUUCACUAGACCAGUCGUACCUGCACCAGAACGGGCACAGCACCACAGACUUACAAGGUAUUCCUCGGUACCAUUCCCAGUCCCCGAGCAUGUGCGACCGAAAGGAGUUCGUGUUCUCCUUCAACGCCAUGACGUCCUCGGCGAUGCACUCGCCGAGCAGCAGCUCCUACUACCACCACCAACAGGUCGCCUACCAGGACAUCAAGCCCUGCGUCAUGUGAUGCCUUCACGGACACUGUGCAGAACCCAGAGGGCCCGGUGUGACAGCCAUGGAGCCGGGCAGGCAGGCAGGCAGGCAGGCAGAGUGAAGCGAAGAAAACGAGUAAAAUAACCACUGAGCGAGGCCUGCCCCGGCCCCCCUGGAGACAGCUCACCGCUUCAAGUAGCCCGGACUACUUUUUUCUGUACUGUUUUUUUUUCUUCUUCCACACCACGCGGCAAAAGACGCGGAGACAAGGCCCGUCACAAAAGCAACCACGUAAUAAUAAUAUAUAAUAAUACAAACGUUUUUGUUGUUGUUUUGUUCAUGCGUCUACAUCGACCAGCGGGGUUAAAGACUGGCUGUAUGAAACCCUGCUGCUGUUUGGUACUUAGUCCUGCAGAGCGGAUGACUACCACUUCUUCUUCUUCUUCUUCUUCUUCUUCUUCUUCUUCUUCUUCUUCUU